Messenger RNA from Terrapene triunguis (Three-toed box turtle), 422 nucleotides. RefSeq names its product carcinoembryonic antigen-related cell adhesion molecule 5-like. The transcript has a single exon. The record is from RefSeq and is a predicted model, not a curated record. The annotation marks the transcript as partial. NCBI's taxonomy places the organism in Eukaryota, Metazoa, Chordata, Testudines, Emydidae.
GUAGUAUCAGUCUCUCUGGUCUCCCCCUCGCAGCCUCCGUCCUGGGCUCCUGCCUCCACCCGGCCCCGGCCCAGACCCCAGUGACCAUCGUCCUCACCCCGCCGAGCCCCGUGGUGGGAGGGGGCGUCAGCCUGGCCCCGCAGCCACCGCCAGAGAACUUCCUGUCCUGCAUCUGGUACCAAUCAGCGACCGCUGAUCCAAACAGCCGGAUCCUCAACUAUGUCCAAUAUCCAGCCCCGGCUCAGAACAACGGCUCGGCCCACACGGGGCGGGAGACAGUGGGGCCGGGCUGCGCCCUGAACAUCGCGGGGUUAAUGGUCAACGACACCGGGAACUACACGGUGCAGAUACAGAUCCCUACUGCUGCUAACCCUGUCCUCGGCACAGUGGGUCUGCGCGUCUAUGGAUAUGCAUCCGAAGAA